AUGGAGAUAAACAAAGACAAAUCCCAGCUGCACCAGCCAGAAGUUACCGUCCUAGGACACACAGUGAACUCUGAAGGCAUAUGCCUCAUCUGCCAUAUCUCUCAUGCCACCUCCCUGCAGUCUCCUCUAAGUGACGCCUUGCAAGGCAAAUAUCCCUCAGGUGACCACAAGGUUAUGUGGACCCAGGACAUGACUCGCACCUUCAGUGACCCAAAAACAGCUCUAGCUAGUGCAAUCACUCUAGCCCAUCCCAGAGGCAAUUCGCCUAUCUCAAUCAGUACAGACACUAAUGACAUCAUGAUCAGCGCUGUGCUGCAACAACACAUUGACAAAGACUCUCAACCAUUAUGUUACUUUUCAAAAAAACUAUCCACCUCGCAGCAUAAAUCGUCAGCAUUUGACACGGAGCUACUGGCCAUUUCUGAAGCCAGAAGCUAUUUCUGA
This is a messenger RNA of Schistocerca americana (American grasshopper), 444 nucleotides long. RefSeq lists its product as uncharacterized. The coding region runs from base 1 to 444 and encodes 147 amino acids. The transcript has 2 exons. The record is from RefSeq and is a predicted model, not a curated record. NCBI's taxonomy places the organism in Eukaryota, Metazoa, Arthropoda, Insecta, Orthoptera, Acrididae.